AUGGAGACUAUGCACAGCUCAAAGCCCGACCACGCUUCGGGGCGUAUCUUGAAUGAAAAGCUGUCGGACAAAGUCCCUACCGGAUCUUGUUCGCCAAAUACGCAGACAACGCAUCUAAGCAUCGAUACUCUGUCCGCGGUGCACAACGGAUCUGCCUCCCCAGCCACGGCAACACGAACACCCGAGGGUCUGACGCUGGAGGAGAUCACACGAUCUCAACAUUUUACAUUGCGCACGCUACCAGCUUGGAUCCGAUCGGUAGAAGAAGUCGAGGAUGACGCCGAGGGAGCCGCAGCAACCGACCGACUACUACCCUCCCAGCCCCGUGAUGCGCAGGUCGCUCAUCAUAACCACACUCCUUAUAAUAUCUCCAGCCAUGACUUUGCACAAGUGCAUGAUCCCGGUUUCUCCGAAGAGGACAUGCCGAGUCGGGAAUCACGUUGGGCGACGUUUUCGCGUAUGAUUCAGUACCCCCGAGAGUACAUUGACGAAUCCAAAGAGGUCACAUCGGAUUGGCUAAAUGAGAACCAUACGAAUUACUCGGGCCCAUGGCGCGGCAAGCUCCUGGACGGAGACAGCCCCGAACACCCCUUGCACAUCAAUGCGCGCAGGCGGGAAAUCUGGACGAAGCGCUUCCAAAACUCGCUGUUGAGAAGUCCAAUGGUGCCGCUGAUAUUACGACUGACGGUCUGGUGCUUCUCCUUGUCUGCAUUGGCUUUGGGUGGAUCUAUACAGCACAUGUCGGAUAAGGGUCAUACCGACCAGGGCCCGUCAGCACUCAUGGCAAUCAUUGUUGACGCGGUGGCACUGGUUUACCUUGUGUAUAUCACCUUUGAUGAAUACACGUCGAAACCUCUGGGCUUGCGCUCGCCUUCAGCCAAGGCGCGGCUCAUUCUUCUUGAUCUAUUUUUUAUCGUCUUCGAUUCUGCCAAUUUGAGCUUGGCAUUCAACUCCCUGUCCGAGGUGACAGGUUCCUGCACAGAAGCAGAGGUGAAUCAAAUAUUUGACCCGCGGAAUGACAGUAUCUGUGUGCGGCAGAAGGCACUUGCAUCCGUUUUAUUGGUUGCCCUACUCGCUUGGCUCUUGACCUUUUGCCUCAGCGUUCUCAGGCUCGUUGAAAGAGUGAAACACUGA
This is a messenger RNA of Penicillium subrubescens, 1134 nucleotides long. RefSeq names its product phospholipase D regulator. Gene Ontology annotation, cellular component: fungal-type vacuole; cell periphery. Lineage: Eukaryota; Fungi; Ascomycota; Eurotiomycetes; Eurotiales; Aspergillaceae. Bases 1 to 1134 code for a protein of 377 amino acids. The record is from RefSeq and is a predicted model, not a curated record. The transcript has 3 exons. Gene Ontology annotation, biological process: positive regulation of catalytic activity.